CAAAAAAUCAAUUGAUUAAACGUCACAACAAACUCUGAAAUACACUUGUUGCUUGCUUUGAAAUAUUUGAAAUUUGUUGGUGCCCCAACAAUCUCCAUUAAAAAUUAUGGAUUCCAAAUAACACGUAAGACAUUUAUGAACGAAGUUUGAUACAUGGCACAGUUCAUAAUUUAAUAUAACCAAAUCUUUUCAUCUCUUUCUGUUGUAACACAUAGUUGCACAUUUAUUUUUAUUCUUUAAAAUUAAUAGCAGAUAGUAACAGCUGCGUCUAACAAUAUGAAAAUGAAACCAGACUAUGCAGAAAUGGUGGCAGCUGUUGCAUUUGGUGUACUUUCAGCCAUUUUUGUCAGUGCAUUUGUAAUUUUAGUAGUAAUAUGCAGAAAACAAAAAAUGUUUUACAAAUCAAUGUUCUUUGAGGAUGCUGGUGUCAGGCCUGAAAAACAUCUAAUUGAUUCUGAGCCUUCAGAACUAGAGUUGGGUGAAGUAAGUGCAAAUGUUGAAGAUCUAACCGAUGAGCAAUGGAUUGAUGAUGCUACAGGACUGAUACCACAUUGCCUUGCAAUUUUAAAAACUUGUAGAUAUCUCACAGAAAGACUGACUGCUCUAGCUAUGAGUUCUACUCCUGCUUCUGGAGAUUUUAGACAGAUUGUUGAGAGCGCAAGGAGAAUAUCGAGCAGAGUUGAUGACAUGGUAAGAAGUAUGUAUCCUCCUUUAGAUCCCCGACUUCUAGAAGCCCGAGCUGCAGCAUUAACGUUGGCUGUAACUCAUUUGGCCCUUUUGGCUAAAUACGAAUGUGGUUCAAAAGAAAGAACGCUGAUGUGGAUUGAUCAGUCUUUGCACGAUAUGGACAGUCAUUUAAUGUUUUUAAGAGAUGCAUCUGUCCAACAAGAAACAACAAGCAAAAUCCCGAAUUCUAUGAAUCUGAGUACUCCUUUAUGAGUGUAAAGAAAUCCUUAUAUACUCUAUCUUUUAUACAUAUAUAUACACUAUUUGGAAAAUAAUAUAUACAUAAAUAAAUAUAUUUUAAACAAA
Molecule: messenger RNA, 1032 nt
Organism: Diabrotica balteata
Lineage: Eukaryota; Metazoa; Arthropoda; Insecta; Coleoptera; Chrysomelidae
Source: the annotation of a GenBank genome assembly